UUGUUAUUUGGAAUUGUGAGUUGUGUAGUCGUUUGUUAAAAAAUAUUUUACAAAGACUGUAUAUUGUAUAUUUCAAUUAACUUUGUUCCUUUGAUAAGCAACAAUGGAAGAAGGUGUUUGUGUUAAAAAUGAGGAAAAAAAUAUCGAUAUUAAACAAGAGAGCAUGGAAACCAUUAAAUUUGAAUUUGAUUCUGGUAGUGAAGAUAGUAGCAAAGGUGGCAGCGGUGGUUAUCAACGGUGGGCGCCCAAUUUGAAUGGAGUCAGGAAGAGUGCAUUUACGCCGUACAAAUCAGUGCAGUGUACUGCGCUCACCAAUUUACAGAGAGUGUUCAAGGUCAUCAUUGUAGGUAACACGCAGGCGCGAGUUCCGGAGCUGCCUCAGCCCGAUUGUAGCUUUCACGCGAAGGCUGGCCGCGGCGAGAUAUCCCGCGAGGACGUGAAGCUGGAGCAAUAUGUCGAUACCACGGACGAGCAUGGCCUCACCGCCCUGCACUGGGCCGCUAGCUAUGGACAAUUAAAUAGUUGCCAGGACCUUGUUUGGUGUGGUGCUAAUGUUAACAUGCGGGGCCCUGAAGGUGAGACAGCAUUACAUCUGGCUGCGGCUGGUGGACAUCAUGAGGUUGUAAAAUUUCUCUUGAGUGAAGGAGCUGAUGCUGACAUACAGGAUGAUUCUGGUAGCACAGCUCUAAUGUACGCAGCCGCUGCCGAUUUCCCUUACACCUGCAAUGAACUCCUCAUCCACGGAGCUGACCUCACCCUAACCAAUGACUAUGAUCAAGAUGCUUAUACUUUAACUACUACAAAUAAUUGCAAAUUAGCACAAACUGUGAUAGAAAACUUCUUGAUUGGCUGCCUCAGCAAAGUUUAAGAGGAGAUAAAUAAUUCAGUUUGCUUUGGAUCAUACAACCACAGCCAAUUCAUUUGCUUACAGUGAAGUUAAUGAAAAUACAGGGAUUUAGUUUAUAACAAAUAAUAUAUUUAUAUAAUUUUAAGUUCAACAUAUACAAACGUGAUGUAAAAUGACUCAAUAGACAGACAAUAUAAAAGUUAUCCUUAAACCUA
Messenger RNA from Pieris brassicae (large cabbage white), 1062 nucleotides. RefSeq names its product DNA-binding protein RFXANK-like. Gene Ontology annotation, cellular component: cytoplasm; nucleus. The transcript is spliced from 5 exons. The record is from RefSeq and is a predicted model, not a curated record. The coding region runs from base 104 to 868 and encodes 254 amino acids. Gene Ontology annotation, molecular function: protein binding. NCBI's taxonomy places the organism in Eukaryota, Metazoa, Arthropoda, Insecta, Lepidoptera, Pieridae.